This is a messenger RNA of Trichomonas vaginalis G3, 846 nucleotides long. RefSeq names its product microtubule-associated protein family. The record is from RefSeq and is a predicted model, not a curated record. Bases 1 to 846 code for a protein of 281 amino acids. The transcript has a single exon. NCBI's taxonomy places the organism in Eukaryota, Parabasalia, Trichomonadida, Trichomonadidae.
AUGAAGUUAGAGCUUACCAGACUAAGAUCAAAAUAUGGUAAUGAAACAACAAAUACUACAACGCAAACGACGAAAGCUGACAGAAAGAUUGAUGACACUCCUACUCCAACUCCUGCAAUGGCGAACAUCACAACAAUUGCUCCAAGAGUUCCAACAGGAGAAGGUAUAUCAGGAAAUGUUUCAACUACUCAUAACAUUACUGAAGCAGCUAAUGUUUCAGCAGUUGAGCAACCUGUUGUUAAUGUAACUCAGGAAAACGCUACUGAAACAUCAACACCAAGACAGGAUGUAAAUAAUGAACGUCCAGAAGUUAAGGAGGUUGCAAAAGCAUACCUGGAGAAAAAUACUACACAAGUUCUUGAAGCAGAAAAGCAUCUCAAUUCAGACAAAACACCAUCUCCAACUCCUGAAGCAUCAGUUCCUCCAGCAAUUGGUGGAAAUAUACCUUCAGUAUCACCAUGGCAGAAAUUUUAUGGAUUGUUUAAAGGAGCGAAUAAGGUAAUGGAUGCUGCUGAGAAUCUCCAAAAGUUCAAGAAUGAAGUCGCAACUGGUGCAAAGGAAAUAGAAGAGAAUGAUAAACAAGCUGCUGAAUUAGCUAAACAACAAGCUGAAGCAACUAAACAAGCAGCAGCUCCUAAACAAUCUAUAUCUAAGUCUCAAAGACAAGGUCCUGACCCAAGUGCUAAAGUCAAACAGAAUCCAACACCACCUGCAGCAGAGAAGUCCAAGAAGGACAAGGACAAGAAGAAGGAUAAAUCAAAGAAGGACAAGGACAAGAAGAAAGAUAAGGAUAAGAAAAAAUCGUCAAAAGAUAAAAAACAUAAAAAUUUAUCCAGUAAGAAAUGA